AUGCCUUCUCUUAACGUUGAUCUCCUCAAUGCGGCACUUUCUGCCAUAACAGAAACCCAUCAAUUUGUAUCAGAAAAAGAAUUUCGAAAACAGACUUCCCAUGAGCAAGUCAACUUGAACUCGAUUAAUCAAUUUAACCUUGGAGGUGAUGACGCCAAUUCCAUCAUCAAACGAAGCAUUCUGCCAGCGCCCGUAAGCUCUACUGUCGACGAAACAAGCACGUAUCAACAAGUCGACUUGGACUCAUUUCAUCAACUUAGCCUUGUCGGUGGCGAUGUCGGCUCCAUCAUCAAAAAUGUCACUAACAGCCCAGAAAUCAAAGAACUCAUACAACUCUUUGUUAGUACUCUUACUGGGAAAGUCUUAACCGUGCAAUGCCAAAAAAGUGAUACUGUUGAUAAAGUAAAAGAAUUAAUUCAAAACAAAGAAGGCCUUCCGCCAGACAAACAAAGAUUGAUUUUUGUAGGCAAACAGAUGGCGGAUGACU
Paraglomus occultum is the source of this 487-nucleotide messenger RNA. The record is from the annotation of a GenBank genome assembly. NCBI's taxonomy places the organism in Eukaryota, Fungi, Glomeromycota, Glomeromycetes, Paraglomerales, Paraglomeraceae.